UACCGUCAGUCUCUAGCCGAACUAACUCAACGCUAGUUGAGGGCGCCUGUCAUUGUGUGUCUGUGUUUUUUUUUUUCUUCGGCGUGGUUUGAUUGGAAUUCCAAUCAACUCUCAGCAUUUUUUCCCCCCUUGCCUUAGUGAUUUCUUAAACGGCUUUUUCCUUAUUUCCUGGUUGUAUUGUGUAUGUCUGAGUUCAUGUCGGCUUUCUCUCCUUGGAGCUAGCAAACCUCCCAAAAAAAGAGUGUUAUUUCAUGGCUUGGCGAAGGCGUAUUUACUCCCCCCUGAGCAAAAUAGUGUCUGUGCAAGUGUGUGUCUUUUAAGGUAUUUUGCAUUUGCCGUUUUGGAGUGUGUGUACUCCAACCUUUGAUCACAAAACUUGCCAACUGUGUGCGUUUGUCUGUCAGCAACCCCCGAGUAUCGAUUUGUUCUUCCAAAGGGUGGGGUUGCUAGCUUUCUGAGCCGGUUGUUGGGACUGUACACAACAAUUGCCCAAGGAGCGAAUUUAAAAAAAAUUCAAGUCUUCGUCGUAAUACCCGUCACGAAUGCAAAUCGAAUCUAAAGUGACAGAUGUUAACAUCAUGGCUGCUAGGUAAUGGCGAACUCGUGCUCACCGAGUAGACAACAAACAACGAUCCAGCUGUGAUAUCAACAAAGGAAAUAAAUCAUACAACAUCCGGCCAAGUCGUGACAACCAUCGCCGACCCCUUAACUCCACUGCUGCCAUGGAGACGAUUGGCGUGAUUGAAGCAGUGCGUCCUCGAUUGGAAGCCACGGCGCGACAGGCUGCAGCACCUUUACCUGCUGUUCAUCUCCACACUCCUUCGCAGAGUCCCAUUUCCACACCAAAAUUUGGCCACCAACGAAAUUUGAGUUUGGAUUUCCGUUCAAUGGGCAUUAUUCUUCCGCCUCUGUCUGCCACCAUUCAGCCUCACAACGGAUCGAGACAUCAAAGAAAUCGGAGUUUAGAUUCUGUCCUACAAAAGAUUCCCGAAUCCGAGUCUGACGGACCUGUCUCGGUCGCCACAGGAGACGGCCUUCAUCAUCAUCCCCAUCACGGAUCGGUCGAUCAAGCCGGUCUUCCUCAUCACGGUCAUCCACCGCUGAAACCAUCUCUAUCCUUAUCUCUCGAUCCGUGCAGUAAUCUGUUCCGCUUUAAAGACACGCGAAGAGAAAAAUUUGGUAGCGUUUGCGGUAGAGCUGAGCCGGUUGUUCAAUCGGGUCGUUUGCCGGAUUCGGCUUCCUCCAGCCCAGUGCUGGCUGCUCGUUUGACUGAAUUGCGGACGGGUGUGCUCAUUGCCCAAGUUCCGAUCACGACCGCCAGCUCAUCGCCCAAUUUUGAUCAAUCAAGUCUCGGCUCGGAUGAUUCCGGUAUUUGCUGCUCGGCCAGUGGUGGUGAAAAAUUACGUUUGACCCGCAGCGCCGAGUACCUCGAAGACGAUGAUGCCAUGAUGCAGUUUGACGAAUCAAAAAGUGUCGAAUCGGAAGAAAUGGAAUUUGCACCCGAAACACCGGUUACUUCUCAUCCGGAAGCAGAUGCAUCGCGUGUUUCAGAGGACGAAACAAAUGCCGAUCAUACAAAGUUGUCUGCCAUAGCCACUAAGACGGGCGAAGAUGGCGCAGGAGGGAAGCAAUCUUUAUUAUUGCGUUGGUUCGAAUCAAAAUUGUUUGAUAUGUCGUAUGCCGUCAUGUAUCUCUUCAACUCAAAAGAAUCUGGAGUUCAGACGUAUAUUGGCAAUCGAGUGUUUAGCUAUCCACCGCGUGAUGUCGAUUUCUACUUACAACAACUCGUCAACAUGUACAUCCACAUGCACGACGUGGCCGAAGUUAUUCAUCCCUACCUGGUUCAUCGGUGUCGUGAAUCGGUUGAUUUCUCGCUUCAGUGCGCUUGGCUGCUGGAUGCAUAUUCAUCGGAUGCCUCGUUGCCCACUCAGAAAAAGUCACAUGGAACCAAGCUCAAAAAUCUGAUUUUGUCUGAAGAACUACGUCCCGUUCCUGUAGCAUCGACUGCCAAGCCGGCUAAGACCAGUAAAGCUCAUCUUACGGUCAAAAUUGCCCCACUCUCGACCAAGGGCGUGCAUCAACAUUCAUUUGAAAAGGAGAACGUGACAAACUUACCGCUUCAACUGGCCAAGAAAACACACCAGCGUUCCCGCAGUGACGCGACCGUGAUGAUGAAACUGGGCCAUCGUCGAACACCGUCAAGUGGUAGCACUAAAAACUGCAUCGGUGAUUUGCAAUCGGGUCGUGCCUUUGAUAAUGGAUGCACUUGCUUCGAUGCCGAAAGUGCUGAAUUUGCUCGUAAAACGGCCUGUGUUUGUCUCGCUCCACGUCUCCUUCCACAGCUGGAAUUUAUUAAAGCGCUGAUUAAUAUCGGCAAGCGUCUUGGAGCGCAGCAAAGCAAAGAGGAAAAAACUAGUCGAUUGGUGGCUGAGCUACGGACGCUGAAUCUCAACCUGCCGGCCCGCGUCUGGCUACCUAUUCAUUCAGAUGCUCCCCAUUUAGUGGUGCGCAUCCCACCGGAAUCGGCCGUCGUCCUGAAUUCUAAAGACAAAGCCCCUUACCUUCUCUACGUUGAGGUUUUGUUAGUCGAACAGACGCAGACUUGCUCCAUUCCAGCUAAAAUCAGUGCCACGGCAGCUGCAUCAUUAAGACACACGCGCUCCGAAGAGAACCUCCUCGAUCACCAUCCUCUUCACCACAAUUUGGCCGACUCGAUUGGCCACGGCAGUCUCGUUCCGUCAAUUAAAGAAUCGAUUACAGGAAUUCCGGUCGCCGCUUUCCAGAUCUACGACGACCUUAGCGAUGCCUGGUCACAAGAAGAUGACGAAAUCUCUGACCAAUAUCUCCAUCUCAGAUUGUCUCAUAAGGAUCGAGGAGAUACGCUGUCUCAAAUGAGCCAAGAUUCUAGUGAUUCUCGAGAACGAGAACCGAUUUUCAUCCAAGCAUCCGACAUUCGACGAAGAUUGACCGAUAGUCUUAAUGCUCCCACUAAAUCUUUCCAACGUGAUCCGGAAGAUCCUUCGGCAGCCGCUCUUAAAGAACCGUGGGAAGAGAAAGUGGCACGAAUUCGAGAAUCGUCUCCUUAUGGCCAUCACAGCAAUUGGAAACUCUUGCCGGCCAUUGUCAAGUGUGGCGAUGAUUUGCGGCAAGAACUGCUGGCUUAUCAAAUUUUACUCCAGUUGCAUCGCAUCUGGGAAACGGAGCGAGUUCCACUUUGGCUCAGACCUUAUCGAAUAUUGGUAUUAUCUAAUGAUUCUGGAAUGAUCGAGCCGAUCGUUAACACCGUUUCACUACAUCAAAUAAAAAAACACAGUCGUAUGUCGCUGUUGGAAUACCUUCUCCGAGAACACGGACCAACCAAUUCGGAGGCAUUCCUCACGGCGCAACGACAUUUUGUCGAGAGUUUGGCAGCCUACAGCUUAGUGUGCUACCUCGUGCAGGUGAAAGAUCGACACAACGGCAAUAUCCUAUUGGACACUGAAGGCCACGUCAUUCACAUCGAUUUUGGCUUCAUGUUGUCGACGUCACCCAAGAACUUGGGUUUCGAGAAUUCACCGUUCAAGCUGACGCAAGAGUUUGUCGACGUUAUGGGUGGUCAGGGUUCGGACAUGUUUGAAUACUUUAAAAUUCUGAUGCUACAAGGUUUGGUAGCGGCACGUAAGCACUCGGACAAAAUAGUGUCGUUGGUUGAAAUUAUGCGUUCUGGGUCACAGUUACCUUGCUUCAAGGCCGGAGCGGCCACCGUGUCGGCGCUCAAGAGCCGAUUCCAUUUAGGAUUGACGGAGGAAGAGCUCCAGCUCAAGGUCGAUCAUAUGGUCGAAACUUCCAUGCAUUCGCUCACCACGCGGCUCUACGAUGGCUUUCAAUAUUUCACCAACGGAAUUCUCUAAACCAGAUCAAUUGUUCAUCGUGUUUUUAUUUUGUUUGUUUUUUUUCUCCCCCACCUGCUAAAGAGGAUGGACUCGCCUACGGGAAGAAAAAAAAAAAAAAGAAACUCUUGCAACACUGGGGACCAUCUUUGUUGUCUCUUAUGGAUAAGAAAGUUCACACGGCUACCAGAGGAUAUUGGUUGUUUAGUCCUAUGACUGGGCAUUUCGUCAGAGCGAUUUAUUUCACGAUAAACGAAACAUUUCCUGUUUUAUUGCUUUGGUGUCCCCUCCGUAACAUCUUGCACGUCUUAGUUGUGUUAUCGUCUUUGCGGUCACGUUGUGCUCAAUCUUUCUUUGGGGAGGGAAACGCGACGGAGGAGUGGUUUUGAAACUUAACUUCGAGAUUCAUUCAAUGUGUAAACUAAACGUCAAACACGUCGCAUUGAAGUGCGGAUCAAGUCACUCUUCUGCAAGUUCCCUUUCAUUCGUCCUUCAAACAUUUAACCAACGACUCGGCUUGUGUGUCUGUAGAUAACGUUGUAGUGCCGAAGUUUCGGUCGUCUUCGUUUACUCCCCCUUAUUUUUUAUUUGCCUCGUUAUCUUCUAUGCUGCCUUCUUUCAGUUUCUCGCUUUGCUUCAUUACUGUCGUUCGGUUUUUUUUUUUUGUCUGGCUUUAUUUUGCAGAGAGGGAAAAGCGCCAUCAUCGUUUGGAACGUUUGCAACACCUUGUUGGCCUGUGAUGAUUACAUUUUCAGACAAACAAUGCAAUUUAAAAUAUUCGGUAUAUCUUUUUUUUUUUUUUUUCAUAAUCCAAUCGUUCCCAGGGCUGCUUAGCCAGCAUGAUUUAUGCAGGAAUAUAUUUCAAAAACUGCUGAUUCCGAUCUACGGCGUCCAUAUCUGAUAAGGUUUUAUAUCUGAAAUCCACAACGCAGAAAAACGCCAUAAUUAUUGUAACGGCUAAUUGCACCGUUGUUGCACUUAUUUCUAAUUAGUCUUUUAAUAUAAAUGCGUUCAUUUUUUGGUUUGUUUCUUUCUUCCUGUUUUUUCUCCUCUUGCAGUGGUUUCUCGUGUGUUAUUUCUAAUCCAGUUCGUCCGAUUGCUUGCCCUUCGUUUUCCGUCGUUGUCGCUACCUCUUUUUUCGACUGUAUAUUUUCAUUCGCAUGGAUCGAAGUUGAGCUGGGAAAUGGUUGAAAUAAAAGUGCCAAUAUUUCAAUGAGA
Daphnia magna is the source of this 5087-nucleotide messenger RNA. RefSeq names its product phosphatidylinositol 4-kinase beta (gene fwd). Gene Ontology annotation, molecular function: 1-phosphatidylinositol 4-kinase activity. Gene Ontology annotation, cellular component: cytoplasm; membrane. The transcript is spliced from 13 exons. The coding region runs from base 723 to 3890 and encodes 1055 amino acids. Gene Ontology annotation, biological process: phosphatidylinositol phosphate biosynthetic process; phosphatidylinositol-mediated signaling. NCBI's taxonomy places the organism in Eukaryota, Metazoa, Arthropoda, Branchiopoda, Diplostraca, Daphniidae. The record is from RefSeq and is a predicted model, not a curated record.